AUGGGGGCGCUGGGAUGGGGGCGGUCAGGAGAGAAGGGCCGGAUCGCCGCGCUGGCACUGGGCGAGCUGGGGGUUGACCGUGCUGUGAGAGGACCGGCUCCGGUAGCCCAGGGAGAGGACGCAGGCGCGGGGCGGGAAGCGCAGGGGACGCAGCUCGCUGCUCCUGGUGGGCGAGUGGAGACGCGACCAACCCCGGGUCACGGCAGGGCAGUCGGAGGCCUGGCUGCUAGGCUCCGCGACAUCCGGCCGUCCGAGGGCGGCGGGAUUCGGGAUGACUUCGGACAGGUGAGUGUCCCCGGGACAGAGCGGGCCAAGAGGAACGGGGAACGCUGGUUUUCCGUGGGAAAAUUCCACGUGGAGGUGGCCUCUUGCUGUUGGGAAUGUGUCUCGGGGACGCCCGAGUGUGAGAAUCGGCUCGGAACUGCGGGGUUCGGGGCUGUUUGCUUGGAACUCAGAGGCGCUGACCCGGCCUGGGGCCCCUUUGCUGCCCACGGGAGGAACCGCCGGGGAUUCUCGAGAUUUCUGUGGCUCCUCAAGAUAUUAGUCAUAAUCUUGGGACUUGGCGUUGCUGGUUUUAUAUUCGGAAGCAUGUUCCUUCAAGCAGCGUUCAGCAGCCUCAAGCCAGGGCUCCCAAGUCCUGCCCCGGAUGUCCAGAAGCUGAAGCUUCUGCCUGAGGAACAUCUCAGGAACCUCUUUUCCUACGAUGGAAUCUGGCUGUUCCCGAAAAAUCAGUGCAAAUGUGAAGCCAACAAAGGGCAGGGAAGUUACAACUUUCAGGAUGCCUAUGGCCAGAGCGACCUCCCAGCGGUGAAAUUGAGGAGACAGGCUGAGUUUGAACACUUUCAGAGGAGAGAAGGGCUGCCCCGCCCACUGCCCCUGCUGGCCCAGCCCAAUCUCCCCUUCGGGUACCCAGUCCACGGAGUGGAGGUGAUGCCCCUGCAUACAGUUCCCAUCCCAGGUCUCCAGUUUGAAGGACCCGAUGCUCCCAUCUAUAAGGUCACCCUGACAGCUUCUCUGGGGACACUGAACACCCUUGCUGAUGUCCCAGACAGUGUGGUGCAGGGCAGAGGCCAGAAGCAGCUUACCAUUUCUACCAGUGACCGGAAGCUGUUGAAGUUCAUCCUUCAGCACGUGACAUACACCAGCACCGGGUACCAGCACCAGAAGGUGGACAUAGUGAGUCUGGAGUCCCGGUCCUCAGUGGCCAAGUUUCCAGUGACCAUCCGCCAUCCUGUCAUACCCAAGCUAUACGACCCUGGACCAGAGAGGAAGCUCAGAAACCUGGUUACCAUUGCCACCAAGACUUUUCUCCGCCCCCACAAGCUCAUGAUCAUGCUCCGGAGUAUUCGAGAGUAUUACCCAGACUUGACCGUGAUAGUGGCUGACGACAGCAAGAAGCCCCUGGAAAUUAAAGACAACCAUGUGGAGUAUUACACUAUGCCCUUUGGGAAGGUAGGCGGCAGUGUGCUGGGAAAUGUGUUCCAGUUUAAGUUGUUGCUGGAACAGAGUGAGAACGGGGCCUGCCUUCACAAGAGGACGGGAUUUUUCCAGCCCCUGGAUGGCUUCCCCAACUGUGUGGUGACCAGUGGCGUGGUCAACUUCUUCCUGGCCCACACGGAGCGACUCCAAAGAGUUGGCUUUGAUCCCCGCCUGCAACGAGUGGCUCACUCAGAAUUCUUCAUUGAUGGGCUAGGGACCCUACUUGUGGGGUCAUGCCCAGAAGUGAUUAUAGGUCACCAGUCUCGGUCUCCAGUGGUGGACUCAGAGCUGGCUGCCCUAGAGAAGACCUACGAUACAUACCGGUCCAACACCCUCGCGCAGGUCCAGUUCAAGCUGGCUCUCCACUACUUCAAGAACUAUCUCCAAUGUGCCACAUAA
Molecule: messenger RNA, 1878 nt
Organism: Piliocolobus tephrosceles (Ugandan red Colobus)
Lineage: Eukaryota; Metazoa; Chordata; Mammalia; Primates; Cercopithecidae
Gene: B4GALNT2
Product: beta-1,4-N-acetyl-galactosaminyltransferase 2 (SID blood group)
Exons: 12
Coding region: 1-1878 (625 amino acids)
Biological process (GO): UDP-N-acetylglucosamine metabolic process; UDP-N-acetylgalactosamine metabolic process
Molecular function (GO): acetylgalactosaminyltransferase activity
Source: RefSeq, a predicted model, not a curated record